Pogoniulus pusillus (Red-fronted tinkerbird) is the source of this 1922-nucleotide messenger RNA. RefSeq names its product BLCAP apoptosis inducing factor (gene BLCAP). Lineage: Eukaryota; Metazoa; Chordata; Aves; Piciformes; Lybiidae. The transcript has 2 exons. The record is from RefSeq and is a predicted model, not a curated record. The coding region runs from base 349 to 612 and encodes 87 amino acids.
GCCCCCGCAGCGGCCCCUCUUCGGCCGCCACCGCCGGCGCAGCCCGCGGCAGAGCUGCAGCGCAGCGGGGCCGGCCUGGCGCAGGCCGCGGGGACAGGCGGGCGGUAGGCAGCCGCGGUGGGGUCCUGGCGGAGCGGCGGCGCCCGGUCGGGGCGCGCAGGCGGCGGGUGGGGGGCGUCCCCCGGCGGCCUCACCCUUUGCUCCAACGGGCGCGGCGCGGACGGCCCCGGGAUGGCGGCGUGAGACCGAGGCAGCGCGCCAACAGCCUGCCUGUUGGAGGAGUUACUGGAGACCAUUCUGGAGCCCAUCUGACUGCUGCUGCCACAGGGCCCCAGCCAGCCAGCCACCAUGUACUGCCUUCAGUGGCUGCUACCUGUCCUGCUCAUACCCAAGCCCCUCAACCCAGCAUUGUGGUUCAGUCACUCAAUGUUCAUGGGCUUCUACUUGCUGAGCUUCCUCCUGGAACGUAAACCUUGCACAAUUUGUGCCUUGGUCUUCCUGGCAGCUCUAUGCCUCAUCUGCUACAGCUGCUGGGGGAACUGCUUCUUGUAUCACUGCACAGGAUCCCAGCUGCCGGAAUCAGCUCACGAUCCCAGCAUAGUGGGCACCUAAAAGACAAUAACCUUCCAGUCUGCUGAGGGCUUGUUUUGCUUUUGAAAAGGGGGUGGGCUAGGGAGGAGGGAGGGGUGGUAGGCAUGUGACUGGAGUAAAACCAGCCUGUUUCCUGUAACUCUGUGUGGACUAGAGUGGUCAAUUCCCCCCACUCUGCCUGUGAAAUUCGACUUGUUUACUGUGUGAACUCUGGCAGCAGCACCUGCUUUUUUAGAAGCACAUUUUUUUCCCUUCCCGUAUCACCGGGAACGGACAGCAGCCCUCCAGACGAGAGCUGGUGGAGGACUGAGCUGCUGGCCUCUGCCCAGCCAUCUGCCACGUGGCAGCGGAGCUGUGUCUUGCUCCCCUGCCUGCUUUAGGCCACUGUGGUCUAACUCAGGGCUCUCAGCCCACCCAUUCUGCCCGAGUAGCUACAAGAUUCUCUCCACCUUUCUCUUUGCGGGGAGCCAGCCUUCCUGCCUUGCUGAUCAAGGGCAAGCUCAACAGCUCACAGAUGCACUUGGCCAAAAGCUACUGGAGCCAGAGGCAGUUGAGUCAUCUCCUCCUGCUCAUCCUGCCAAAGAGAUGUGUGCACUGCUGAAGUGCUUUCUGAAGUACUGCUCCAAGAUCAUAGCCUGAAAGCCUCAGUUAUGCUGCUGCUUUUAUAAAGCCUCACAGGCAGUGGAGACUUGUCUCUUCCUCUCCUCCUAGAUUCCCAGGGUUUACCAAGGUGUUGACUGUUGGGUUAAAGAGCAGGUAUGCUGCAGUUUGUGGGAUUCUGAAAGCCACUCUGAACCUCACCUGGAACACUCACACUAGUCCAAAAAUCUAGGGAUAGACAGGGUAGAAGAGGAUCCCAAGGUGGAGACAUGAAUUGAAGCAGUGAAUGCUUCACUCAUUUAUAAAGAGAGUGGUUUUGGGCCAGAGGUGACAGAAGGUGCUGGUGCUACUGAAUGGAGAAGGGAGGAAGCUGGAGAUGUCUCCAUCUCCCCUGGCAUGAGGAUUCAAGGAGCCAAGGGGGGGUGGGGGGCAGUCCCACAGCCACAGCUGUGCAGAACUUCAGGCUGCAGACAUGGCUCUUGAGUAGCCCAGCCUGGGGCAGAGACUGGUUUGUGUGGAACCUUAGAGAUUAACAAAAAAUGCUCCGAACUUCCAAGGGUUCCCUCCCCUUUGCCAUCCAUUUGUCUGUACUUCAGUUUGGUGGUGGAGAACAGCAGAAGUGGCUGUUGCUGUCCCAAGGAAGUUGAAGCAAUGAGAUUGUGAAACUUGCAGAGUAUUGUUUGUUCAUUGCACAGCCGUUUAAAACGUUUAAUAAAGCUUUAUAAACUUUG